Acytostelium subglobosum LB1 is the source of this 2187-nucleotide messenger RNA. RefSeq lists its product as hypothetical. Lineage: Eukaryota; Evosea; Eumycetozoa; Acytosteliales; Acytosteliaceae. The record is from RefSeq and is a predicted model, not a curated record. The transcript is spliced from 2 exons. The coding region runs from base 1 to 2187 and encodes 728 amino acids.
AUGAUACAGCAACAGGAUGCCCUUCAACAAUCCCGUCAGGACUACCCAAUGCAGCCAACAUCAAUGUUCAACUCAUCAUCAUCCAAAGUCGUUGUCCCAGCACAGAAGAAGAUGUCGCCCGCCUCCACCAUGGCCAAGUCCAACGAACAGGUUGUGCCAUCAGUCAAGCUCAUUGAGGACCCAUUUGCCCGUGCAAAGAUCGACUCCAAGACAUUGGACUUGUACGUGGCCAACAAGGACUCUGUCACCAAGGCAUUGGUUCCAGCAUCUCACCAGAUGGUCGACGCCUCAUUGAACAUGAGAAGAUCAUUCAGAGUGGGCUGGGGUCCCAAUGGACAAUUGGCACUGCCACACAAGACCUCGCUCAAGACAUUGAUCGUCCAAAAGAAGCUGACCAAGUCGUCUGUCUCUAGCAACUCAAUCGUCGAGCAUCUCAAGAGCCAUCUGACCAACUCGAGUGUCUCUUCCAAGGACAACAGGGCAGGUUGGUUCACACUGUCCCAUGUCCAGGAUCAGCUGGCAGCACAGACACACAACAAGGAUAUCAGCGAUGUGUCGGGUCGCAUCUGGAGACUGGUCACUGCGCUCUGGGGAACAGACAUGAAGCCAUCGACCCUGCAAUACAGUGAGGAAAUGAAGAGAAGACUUAAUCUCAACCAAUGGUUGAAGGAGGUGAUCGCACCCAUCGUCGAGAAGGAACUCAAGGACUCAAAGAAAUCGCCCAAUGCCUCCCAUCUCGAUGCCAUCUUUAGUCAUCUCUCUGGCAAGCAGAUCAGCGAGUCGACAUCAUGCGCGUCCAACAACAAAGAUCAUCGUCUGGCCGUCAUGAUGUCACAGGUAUGGGCUGCAGCCCACACCAAGGAUCUGUUGAGGGAGCAAAUGACUCAAUGGAGCGAGCAAGGUAUGCUGGACACUUUUGAGCCAAAGCGUGUGGAGAUCCUCAACUUGAUCUCUGGAGACAUUGACCAUGUCUACAAGAAUGUCAACGAUUGGUACAGAUGUUUCGCCAUCAACUUCUGGUACAAGUACACAUUCAACUCGCCAUUGCCAGACAUCAUCAACUCUUACGAAGACUCGUUCCAGAAGAGCGCCUCUACCGCACCCGUCCCUCACUACAUGGCCAACCAAAGGAGAUCAAUGUCGAGGAAUGAGUACCUGGACACCUGCUACCUGCUCCUCAAGCUCUUUGGUCUAAGCAGAUUCGACCGAUUCGACACAAUCUUCUACCCCGAGAACACCACACCAGACAUCCUCGACUACAGUCUCUCGUGGAACCUGUUCACCGUGCUGCAAGCACUGCCUCAGUUGAAUAAGCAGCCAGACAUCUCCAAUCAACCACUUCUGCAUUGCUCAUUCGCAUCCCAGCUCGAGCACAUUGGACUCUGGCAGUGGGCAGUCUAUGUCCUCUCGCACAUUCCCGACAGACAUUGCUUCCUGAGGGAGGAAGCUAUGAAGUCAUUGAUCUCCAGACACGUGCACACUAUGAAGACCAACGACCGAGUGUUCCUCACCAACAGUCUUCUCAUCCCAGCAGUGUGGAUCGACGAAUGCCUCUCCUGGAGCCUUGGAUACGAACAUCAAUCUGAUCAGUUUGCCUACUUGAUGAAGUCUGGUCAGUACUCAGCGGCGCACGACCUGGUCCUUGAGGACUUUGGACCAAACUACAUCAUAACGUCACAGCACAACAACCUGCGCGAUCUUCUCAGGAGGUUCCAGGGUCACAUCGACACGAUUGCCACAUGGAAGGUUGGUGGUGCAAUCUUCCAAGACUACCUUCACAUCUCAAUGCAGAUCAGAGAGUGUCUGGAAGAGAUCAGUACCAUUUCCAACCAAACAGUUCACCAGAACAACAAGGAAAAGCUAAGAGAGCUUACCAUGCGCGCCACCUCACUCUGUUCAGAAAUCAGCCAUCUGACAACAACCAACUAUGUCAAGAAUGCUUCAAAGCUCUACAAGGUUGCACUGUCCGAGAUCUCACGUGGCUUGAUGGCCUAUUUGAAGAGUGCUUAUGAGUUGCUGUCCGAGUUUGAGGGUCAAACAAACUCAAACAACAACAUGUUCCCAGCUUCAGAGAUCACAUCACUCCUAAAGCCACUGCCAAUCACCGAUGACUAUCGUGUUGGACAACUCGAUUUCGUUGCCAAACAAUGUCAAGACUCUAUUCUAAACGCUGUCUACUCACAAUAA